Drosophila gunungcola (fruit fly) is the source of this 1264-nucleotide messenger RNA. It is a transcript of the gene mei-W68, whose product is annotated as meiotic recombination protein W68. Bases 209 to 1204 code for a protein of 331 amino acids. Lineage: Eukaryota; Metazoa; Arthropoda; Insecta; Diptera; Drosophilidae. The record is from RefSeq and is a predicted model, not a curated record. Gene Ontology annotation, cellular component: nuclear chromosome. Gene Ontology annotation, molecular function: ATP binding; DNA binding; DNA topoisomerase type II (double strand cut, ATP-hydrolyzing) activity. Gene Ontology annotation, biological process: reciprocal meiotic recombination; meiotic DNA double-strand break processing; DNA topological change. The transcript is spliced from 3 exons.
AAUAAUGCGUUACAUCGAUGGCAACAGCGAUUCCCAGCUAGCGAAUCCUCUCUAAGCGAAGAGCGAAGGGAGAACAGCAACAGCUAUAGCUUUUCAUGCCUCUUUGGGCCGAUCGGAAGUUACAUAUAUUUGAUUGCUUUUAGAUUGUAGCAGAACGAACUCACGAAGAUAACCAUUAGUAUUAUAUAAGAAGUAAUUUACUUUAAUAAUGGGUGAAUUGGUGGAGAAUUUAGAACGGAUUGCCCUUGAGCUGGUGGCAAACUUGGCCCACGGCAAUGCCACUUUAAGGGUUCCCCGGAAUUCAUCACCGAACAUGACCACGGCAUAUCGACGAGUCACAUAUAAUAGCCGCGGAAGCCGGCAUAGUUUUUGCCUGCUGGUUUACAUGCUGUCCCGGGUCCACCGAUUGCAAGUUCGCGGAGGCAGCUUCACCGUCCGUGGACUUUACUACGGUGAUUCAAUGCUGAUCCGGUCGCAGUCCAGGAUUGCCGAAGCCAGGCUGGAUGUCUGUCGAAUGCUGAAUACAUCCCCCUUAAGUUUGGGCAUCCUGGCCGCCUCCAAGGGCCUUAUGUCAGGCGAUGUACGGCUGCUAAUGACGAAUGGGGAUGUAAUGGACAGCAGUUUGUAUUGUGGACCGAUGACGCUGCCCACAGAUCCCGAGAAGGUUGAUCGCAUCGAAACCCAGGCGGACUUUGUUUUGGUCGUUGAAAAAGAAUCAGUGUUUGAGAGUCUGCUGUCGAGGAAUGUGUUUAGCACUAUUGACGGACGCUUCAUCCUGAUAACUGGCAAAGGAUAUCCCGAUUGUUGCACUCGAAGGAUGGUCCAUCGGCUCACUGAGGAGAACCAGCUACCGGCUUACAUUCUCGUGGACGCCGAUCCCUUUGGCAUCGAGAUUAUGCUUAUCUAUCGCCAUGGCUCGCAGACCAUGAGUUUUUCCAGUCAAGAACUUGACACACCUUCACUGCGUUGGAUUGGACUACAUCCCUCCGAGAUUCCCGCCCUCGGCACUGGAGCGGUUGCCCUGGGCACCGGCGACAACAAGAAAAUCAAUGACCUCCUCGCCCGCAACGACUUGGAGCCGGGAGUGCGCCAGGAACUGCGCAUGCUGCAGGACGUUCAGCUAAAGGCCGAAAUCGAGAGUGUCAUCGACUUCCUGACCGACGACUAUAUACCGAACAAAAUCAAUCGGAAUUUGUUUUUGUAGAGCAGGGUGGUAAACCUCAUGAGCGAAUUGAUUAGUUUAUACGGCUUACUGUUAAAAUUU